Adineta ricciae is the source of this 1410-nucleotide messenger RNA. NCBI's taxonomy places the organism in Eukaryota, Metazoa, Rotifera, Eurotatoria, Adinetida, Adinetidae. The record is from the annotation of a GenBank genome assembly.
AUGUUUUCCUUAUGUAAAAGAAAUGAUUUAUCGAUUGAUAAAAAGAAUCAACGCUUAUUAGGAUCGAUGGAAAAUGCUUACAUGAAAUCCUCACAGAAAUAUCAAGGAACAACGCGAGUUUGUGAAGUUUUACAUCUGCAAGGGCCGUAUAUAUCUUUUGAAAGAUUAUCUAGAGCAGUUACUAAAUUACAGCAACGUCAUCCUAUUCUACGAAGUCGACUUCAAAGAAAUCCUCGAAAAACACAUUGUUAUUUCUUAGAAGAAGAUAAUACACUUCAACUUAAAAUUAUAGAAAUAUCAAGAAAACAAUCCGAUCAUCAAGUAUUUUGGAGACAAGAAUGGAGAAAACGAGAAAAAACAACAACAAUCAUUGGUGAAGGCUUAGCUGAAUUUUGGCUGUUGCAGGAUCCAGAAGAUCAACAUGAUGAUAAUAGUCCACGAGAAAUUGUAUUUAUUUGUGAACAUAGUGUUUCUGAUGCAUUAUCAUUGAGUAACGCAGCACAUGAACUUCUCAUCGCUUUAGCUGAUGAAAAUGACAACCUUUUCUCUAAAUCAUUAGAUUGGCCAAUAACUAUGGAAGCAGCAAUACAAGGAAGUCUCUCAAAAAUAACUAGAAUACUAUCAGUUAGUAAAUUAAUGUUUCAAAUGUUAUACACAUUCAUAGCAAAUCGAUCACCGUUAGCAAAAAUUCCAUUAGCUAACGUUGACUUUGUAUUAGCUGAAAUGGCUGAUCAUUGCCAUUCAGAAGCUUCGUAUGGAAUAUUAACGAAACAAGAAACACAAAAAUUGGUUAUGAAAUGUCAUCAAGAAGGUGUAUCAAUUACAUCUGCUGUUUCUAGUGCUGUUAUAUAUGCAUUUUCAUUAUUAGUAGAUCAUGAACAAGUCGAAAGAAGUAUACUUCGAUUAGGUGUUGUAGCUGAUUCACGGCGACGAUAUAUUCCACCAAAUCCGAAUCAUGAUCUAUCUACUCAUGUAUCAAGUCUUAUGUUUUUCGAAAUACCGUUGCGAAAUGUACCAACAACAUGCGCAGAAACAUGGCAACUUGCUAAAAGGUUCGGAGAACAUACAGCUAAAUGCAUUAAUGCUAAUCAAGUUCUUACUUUUGGUAUAAUGGGUGGGCAAAUGUUUUCAAAAAUUUUAGAUUAUCCUAAUCCUCCUCAACUCAAUACUUGUUCUAUAUCCAGUUGGGGUGUUUUACCAUUUCAUGAACAAUAUGGACGAUGGACAUUUGAAGGAAUGACUCCGAUUCUUAAUAUGAUUCAAGGAAACAUGCCAUUUAUUACAUUUCAAACUGUUAAUGGAAUAUUCACAAUUAUGUUUGGGGGACCUGAUCCUGUCAUUCCGUUAAAUAUUCUCGAGCAAUUACGCGAUUUCACCCUCAAAAAAUUACAUGAAAUGAUUGAAGAUUAA